AUGCGGUCGUCAACAAUAUUAUCGUUUAUUUGCGCCUUCGUUUCCUUCGCGCCCACGGUGGCCGCCAUCAAACUUCUGCAAUCCACAUCGCUCACCUCGUGCAUGGACACCACCAACUUCACUGCUUCUCUCUUCAACGUUAGGUUUACUCCCGACAACCAAUCACUUUAUAUCGAUAUCGAUGCCUACUCUUCCAUCUCCGGAAAUGUCACAGCUGAACUAGAGGUUAUUGCCUACGGCUUCACCGCCAUGAAACAAUCACUGGACCCCUGUAAAAUGAAAACCCAGGGUUUUGGCGGCUUGUGUCCAAUGCAGAAGGGCCCGUUGAACUUUACCCCUACUAUAACUGUUGAUAGUGAUGUGAUCAAGCGGAUUCCCUCAAUUGCCUACACUGUUCCCGAUCUGGAUGGUCAAGUCAGAAUCCUUAUCAACUCCACAGACACCGGCCAAACUAUCGCCUGUCUAGAAGCCAAUCUUUCCAAUGCCCAGACUGUCUUCCAAAAGGGUGUCGAAUGGGCUCUCGCUGUCAUCGCAGGCCUCGGUCUCGUCGCCUCGGCCAUCACCUCCGGUCUAGGUCACUCGAACACUGCCGCUCACGUUGCUGCCAACGCUCUGUCCCUUUUCGGCUUCUUCCAGGCUCAAGCCAUGAUUGGCGCCACUUCUGUUCACAUGCCGCCCAUUGUCGAAUCCUGGACUCAAAAUUUCCAGUGGAGUUUCGGCAUCAUUCAUGUUACUUUCAUCGAGACCAUCGCUACUUGGUAUCAGCGCGCUACCGGAGGAACGCCUUCUACCCUACUAUCAACCGUCCGUACCACUUCUAUCCUGGUUGAGAAGCGUUGGAUUAAAGACAGUUUCGAUAUGCUCCGAAGGAGUCUGGACUACCUAUCCGAAAGAGAUGAUACCACCGUGUCCGAAAGCACGACAGAAACUAUUUCGGGAUUGACUCGUGUCGCAUUCAAAGCAAACAUGGAGGUGACAAAUGUCUUCUUGACCGGUCUGAUCUGGUUUAGUGUCUUCGUUGCCCUUGUUAUCAUAGGCGUCGCUGCUUUCAAAGGUAUCUGCGAGCUCUUGGUAAAGCAUGGAAAGAUGUCGGGCGACAAGUUCCAGGACUUCCGCAAUGGGUGGAAGGUCAUCAUGCGGGGCAUCCUUUUCCGUUUGAUCCUGAUCGGCUGGGCUCAGAUGUGUGUGCUCUGCUUGUGGGAAUUUACUGUUCGCGAUUCGGCAGCCGAAAUGGUAUUGGCCAUCAUCAUGUUCUUCUCCAUGCUAGGCGUUCUCGGAUGGGCAUCUUUCAAGGUGAUCCAACUUGCAAAACGCUCUAUUGCCAUGCACAAGAACCCCGCCUACAUCUUGUACUCCGACCCAACCUGUCUCAACAAAUGGGGUUUUCUCUACGUGCAAUACAGAGCCACUGCUUACUAUUUCGUCAUUCCCGUACUCGGUUAUCUGCUCAUCAAGGGCAUGUUCAUUGCCUUUGCGCAAAAUAAGCCAGUUGUUCAGGCUGUUGCCUUGCUGAUCAUCGAAGCCGCCUUCUUGGUUGCUGUCCUUGUUAUCCGCCCGUGGAUGGACAAAAAGACGAAUAUUUUCAACAUUUCCAUUGCUGCGGUCAAUUUUUUGAACGCCAUUUUCUUGCUUGUUUUCAGUAAUGUCUUCAACCAACCAGGUAUGGUUACUGGUGUAAUGGGCGUGGUGUUCUUCGUUAUCAACGUGAUAUUUGCUUUUGUGCUUCUGAUUUUGGUCUUGAUCGCUUCGAUUUACGCCAUGGUUUCGAAGAACCCGGACAUGCGCUAUCAGCCCAUGAGAGAUGAUCGUGCCUCCUUCAUCAAGUCAAACACCGAGCUCAACACUGAGCUUGACGCUUUAGCCAACACGGCUCGCGGCGGCGAAAUGGAACAUAAAUCAACCGCAUACCAUCCCACAUACGAAGACGAGUCGAAUUCGUUUUCCAGCGGCAACGGCGCCAGCAUCAACAACGGCCGAAACCAUCACGAUGGGAAUCGGGUACCACCAUCCCCAGUCGACCCGUCCGUGCCGCUGUUCCCCAGCAGCCACGGACCACCUCCAUCGUACGACUCGAAUGGAUACAGCGACAUUGCCCGAAGCGGGUCGCCCGCGCAUAUGGGCGACUUCAACCCCUCCGCAGCGCUUGCGGCACACAAUUUCAGACAGCAAAACAACUCAAGUCCUUGGCAACGAGGAGCUGGUUACGACCAUUAG
Molecule: messenger RNA, 2214 nt
Organism: Talaromyces rugulosus
Lineage: Eukaryota; Fungi; Ascomycota; Eurotiomycetes; Eurotiales; Trichocomaceae
Exons: 2
Coding region: 1-2214 (737 amino acids)
Biological process (GO): fungal-type cell wall biogenesis; transmembrane transport
Source: RefSeq, a predicted model, not a curated record